Messenger RNA from Lemur catta (Ring-tailed lemur), 782 nucleotides. RefSeq names its product peptidylprolyl isomerase A (gene PPIA). Bases 79 to 573 code for a protein of 164 amino acids. Gene Ontology annotation, biological process: protein folding; protein peptidyl-prolyl isomerization. The transcript is spliced from 5 exons. Gene Ontology annotation, molecular function: peptidyl-prolyl cis-trans isomerase activity. The record is from RefSeq and is a predicted model, not a curated record. NCBI's taxonomy places the organism in Eukaryota, Metazoa, Chordata, Mammalia, Primates, Lemuridae.
UGCUAUAAAAACGGCGGGCGAGUGGGCUCGUGCCGCUUUGCAGACGCUACUGCUUCUCGGAGUCUCCCGCUACUAACCAUGGUCAACCCCACCGUGUUCUUCGAUAUCGCCGUCGACGGCGAGCCCUUGGGCCGCGUCUCCUUUGAGCUGUUUGCAGACAAAGUUCCAAAGACAGCAGAAAACUUUCGUGUUCUGAGCACUGGAGAGAAAGGAUUUGGCUAUAAGGGUUCCUGCUUUCACAGAAUUAUUCCAGGGUUUAUGUGCCAGGGUGGUGACUUCACACGCCAUAAUGGCACUGGUGGCAAGUCUAUCUACGGGGAGAAAUUUGAUGAUGAGAACUUCAUCCUGAAGCAUACAGGUCCUGGCAUCUUGUCCAUGGCAAAUGCUGGACCCAACACAAACGGUUCCCAGUUUUUCAUCUGCACUGCCAAGACUGAGUGGUUGGAUGGCAAGCAUGUGGUCUUUGGCAAGGUGAAAGAAGGGAUGAAUAUUGUGGAAGCCAUGGAGCGCUUUGGGUCCAGGAAUGGCAAGACCAGCAAGAAGAUCACCAUUGCUGACUGUGGACAACUCUAAUAAGUUUGACUUAAAUGUUUUAUCUUAACCACCAGACCAUUCCUUCUGUAGCUCAGGAGAGCACCCCUCUACCCCAUUUGCUCGCAAUAUCCUGUAAUCUUUGUGCUCUUGCUGCAGUUCUUUGGGUUCCAUAUUUUCCUUAUUCCCCUCUACAUCUAGCUGGAUUGCAGAGUUAAGUUUAUGAUUAUGAAAUAAAAGCUAAGUAACAA